UUCAGAACGAGAAAGUGGAAGUGAAGCAGAAGUGGGCCUCUAGACUUCUUGGCAAACUGAGAAAAGACAUAACCCAAGAAUGUAGAGAAGACUUCGUUCUCAGCAUCACGGGGAAGAAACCAGCCAUGUGCGUUCUCUCCAACCCUGACCAAAAGGGGAAGAUGCGAAGAAUAGACUGCUUACGGCAAGCAGACAAGGUGUGGCGGUUAGACCUGGUGAUGGUGAUCCUGUUCAAGGCAAUUCCUCUGGAGAGCACGGACGGAGAGAGGUUAGAGAAGGCGGCUGAGUGUGCCCACCCCAACCUCUGCGUCAACCCUUACCACAUCAACGUCUCCGUGAGGGAGUUGGACCUCUACCUCGCCAACUACAUCAACAGCCACGAGGUUCUAAGUGGUUUGUGUGAUAGCGUUAACGAGAGAGGAUCUUCGAGGCUGAGCCAAGGUAGAAGAGAAAGGUCCCAGUGCCCUCCUAACAGUUACGUCCUCACUAACCCCAGCUUCGCUUGGCUUUAUUCCUUACCGGCUACAAUUAACUUGGAGCUUCCUCUAAACGCCCCCGUGCACGGAUAUUCCCACAACCCGUACAAUGGUGUCAUCUGUAAUGACACGAUACUCGCCACUGGAGUCUUCUCCUCUAAGGAACUAUGGAGACUGUCAAAAGCCACCAAUAAAUGUCAUUAAGAUUGAAAAUCCAAGUUACUAUUGUAAUAGUUAUACUCCACCUGCUCCGGACCAUACCAGUCCAUUGCCAAUACCUCGAAAUACGCAAAGUCCUAAUGAGCCACGUACCAAGAGGGUAAGAAGGCUUAGUUCUGCAGAAGAAGAAAUGGAUUUAGGGAAUAGUGGUGGAGGUUCCAGGGAAAAACAGGGAGGAGGUGGGCCAACAGAAGUCGGGUAUUACGGCCAAAGCCCAGCUUCUCUCUCAUCUCAAACCAGUUGGCACUCUGAUGUUGAACAUGGAUUGCCUUCUCAACACGGCAGUGUUGCACCUCUGGCUACAGCAACCUAUUAUCAACAAAGUGAAAAUAGUCCUGCUAAAUAUCCAGAAAAUGGUCAUGACACAUUGUCAGAUUUUGUGACCUUUGUCUGCCAAGAAGCAGAGAAUGCUCAAAACCAGGCUGGUCCUUCAAGAAGUCCAAACAAGUUAACACAAUACUACCCAAGUUCAAUGUUACCCCCACCCCCACCUCCACCAAUGGCAAGGCCUGUAGCGAUCAUUAGAUCUACAGGUGAGUUGAAUGUAAGCAGUGGAGGGAGUGGUGGUGGUUCAAGCCCCCAAACACCACCAAAUGAGGGUUCUCCUCCCCGAUCCCCAAACGGGCAAGGUGGAGAAACAACCCAACACUCAAGGACACUAGUCUCCAGUCCUUUUUCAAGGGACUAUCCCGUGCCCUUCACACAUAUACAUACACAGCCUGCUCAGCUAUUCAGCUACCCGAGCUUGAGUCCAAUGUCUGGUGUGAUGAGCCCGACAAAUCUCUCAUUGUUUCCGGGACCUCUACAAGUAAACUCUCCUCGAGGAGGGACACGAAGUGCACUUCCUCGCUGGACACCUCCAACUGCUCCCCCUGCUGGUCCAGGGCCCCCUUUCAUCAGUCUAGAGGAGGACUACAUGAUGACACCCCUCAUCACACCCACCAACCAUGAGACUGCUGCACUUAUUGAUGAUGGUAACUGCUUAGUUUAAAUUGUCUAAUAUAAGGUUAGCAAUGUAUUUUGCUGUUUUAAGUCAGUAACAUGGAUAUAAAGCAAUAAGGCAUAUUCCAUUUCACUAAAAAAAAUAAUUAGCAAUUAUAAAAUUAUAGAUUUCUUACAAUUUAAAUUUCUAAUAGAAAAUUUCACUGUAUCAAAAUAAGUAUUUUAUUCCAUAAAUAAACAUAAAUUUCUAGGCUCUAUAGGAUAUAGGUAGCCACUUAUUGUUAUUAAUUUAUAUUUUUGUCAAUU
Messenger RNA from Nezara viridula (southern green stink bug), 1943 nucleotides. Lineage: Eukaryota; Metazoa; Arthropoda; Insecta; Hemiptera; Pentatomidae. The record is from the annotation of a GenBank genome assembly.